Messenger RNA from Zerene cesonia (dogface butterfly), 1382 nucleotides. Its product is annotated as GDP-D-glucose phosphorylase 1. The record is from RefSeq and is a predicted model, not a curated record. Gene Ontology annotation, biological process: glucose metabolic process. Gene Ontology annotation, cellular component: cytoplasm. The transcript is spliced from 6 exons. The coding region runs from base 396 to 1346 and encodes 316 amino acids. Lineage: Eukaryota; Metazoa; Arthropoda; Insecta; Lepidoptera; Pieridae. Gene Ontology annotation, molecular function: GDP-D-glucose phosphorylase activity.
UGAUUGUGGCCUACGUCUUUACUUUAGAGCUUUGAGAACAGGUCUGUGAAGUGUGAACUGUGAAGAAAUCGGCAAAAAAGAAAAAAACUGCUGGAUUUUUCUAACUUGUAGCACUUACCUAUUAACUGUAGUUUAAUAAUACUCUUUGAUCAUCUAUACAUAAACAGGCAGAAUGUGUGGCCAGUAGGAUCAGAAGCAGGAGGAAGUAGUUGUUCAAGCACAAGAAGAAUUGCUAAUAUGCCUAAGUAGUUAACUGUUGUCUAUAAAAUACUGGAGAUAGGUACAAAAUAAAUUGUUCUUAAAAAUAAGUAGGCCUUGAAAUUACUUUUUUAUAGAAAUAUCUGUAUUAUAACCACAAUAGUAUUUAUUAUAAAUAUCAUCAUCUAGACAGAAAUAUGUUUGUGUUUGAAGAUAAAUCAAAUGAACAUAGCCCACAAACUUUUUCAUUUGCAAGACAUCUUAGAGGUAUUUGGGAUGAAAUACAUGUGAAAACUGAAGUAUUUAGAUAUAAGGUAGACAAUUUAAAGCAAAAGAUUGAAGGUCCCUAUGUAUUGCAAUAUAAUCCCUAUAGAAAUGCCAAGAGGAGACCACCAGAAGAGAUAAAAGAUGUUUGCCAAGGAUUUGAUAAAAAUAAAUUUAACUUCUGCAAAGCAACACCAGAGGAAGUCAUAAUUCAGUUUUGGAGGGAGAACAAAACUGAUGAUGUCCACAAAGUACUAGUAAAUGUGAGUCCAAUAAAUCAUUACCAUUCUUUACUGUGUCCAUCUGUGAACAAGAUGCUUCCCCAAAUGGUGACUCCGGAAAGCCUUCAAUUAAUACUAGAUUUAUAUGCCAUGGCUGGGGAUCGGGAUUUAAGAAUUGGCUUCAACAGCUUAUGCGCUAUGGCAUCAGUUAAUCAUUUACAUUACCAUUUGUUUUUUGUGAGCCAGAAUUUACCAGUGGAGGCAGUGAAAUGCAAGAACAUCAAAGGCCCUAUCUGGGUCACUCAAAACUACCCAAUACCAGGAUUUUGUUUUGAAAUAAGCACAAGUGCAAUGGAAAUGUAUAAAGUGAUAGAUUAUUUCUUGAAAAAAUCAAUAGCACAUAACAUUAUGGUCACUAGAGGGCGCUGUUUUGAAAGUGAUUUAGACACAGCUAGAGUCCUGAUAUGGCCGAGGAAAAGUAGCUCUGGUGCCAAACAAUUGACUGAAAUGAAUGCAGGUGUAUGUGAGCUGAGUGGAUGGUUCCCUAUACAUAGUAAUGAAGAUUAUGAAAAUAUUGAUAUCAAAAGCUUGGAAACGGAACUAUGCAAAUGGAAGUUAGAAGACUUUGAUCAGUUAUGUCAAGAUAUCAAGCUCUUAUUUUAAUUUUUAAUACACAAUAAAAUAUCACAAACAAUGUAA